Molecule: messenger RNA, 1471 nt
Organism: Tripterygium wilfordii
Lineage: Eukaryota; Viridiplantae; Streptophyta; Magnoliopsida; Celastrales; Celastraceae
Product: aminodeoxychorismate synthase, chloroplastic-like
Exons: 3
Coding region: 1-774 (257 amino acids)
Biological process (GO): L-tryptophan biosynthetic process
Source: RefSeq, a predicted model, not a curated record
AUGUCGAGAGUUGAGAGAUGUCUGAAAUACAUUAGUGAUGGAAAAGGUUAUGAACUGUGCCUUAUAACUCAAGCGAGAAAGAGAAUCAGGGAGAUUGACUACUUAGGACUUUACCUUCACCUUAGAGAGAAAAAUCCAGGACCAGAUGCUAAAUGGUACGCUAGAACGAAGCCCAUCAAGGGUACCAUAGCUCGUGGGUUAACACAGGAGGAAGAUGAACUACUCAAACUGCAUCUGCAGCAUAGCCGCAUAGGUAGUUUGAAUAUUCUCGACAUUUUGCCGCAUCAAAGUGAGAAGGAUCAGGCUGAGAAUCUAAUGAUUGUUGAUCUACCAAGGAAUGACCUUGGUGGUGUCUGUGAGCUUGGCACUGUGCAUGUGCCGAAUCUUAUGGAUGUGGAGUCAUAUGCAAAUGUUCAUACCAUGGUCAGUACAAUUCAAGGGAAGAAGCAACUAGAUAUGAUUGCAGUUGAUUGUGUCAGUGCUGUUUUCCCUGGCGGUUCAAUGACUGGUGCCCCAAAGUUGAGAUCAGUGGAAAUUCUUGAUUCUCUUGAAACUUGUUCUCCAGGUAUCUAUUCGGGUUCCAUUGUUUUUUUCUCAUACAACCAGACAUUUGAUCUAAACAUUGUUAUAAGAACAGUAGUUAUACACGAGGGUGAAGCUCCAAUAGGCGCAGGUGGUUCAAUCGUUGCUCUAUCAAAUCCCGAAGAAGUGUAUGACGAAAUGAUCUUAAAAUCACGAGCUCCAGCGAAGGCUGUUACAGAAUUUCUGCAGUAGUGAGGUUACAUUCUGACUUACCUUUUACUGCUUAGGACUUGGGCAUAUUUUGCAUAUUUUCAAAAGGAUGCAAUUUGUUGUAGCAUUAAUUUAUUUGGUGAUUUUUUUUCCCAAGCAAUAGAACACAUGAUUUUUUAAAGCACAUGCCAUGUGAUUGCUUCAGUUUUGAUUAAUGUAAUGCUAUGUUAAGUCUGUAAUUGUUGUGUAAGUCUGUAAGAGCAACAUAUAAUAAUGUCUUUGCCAUUACUGGAGUUGAAGGUGUGUGUUUUUUUAAUUGAAAAGUGGCCAAUUUAAUUGCAAUGAAAGGCACAAGUUCAUGAAUGAGAGUAGAAAAAAAUAUAGGGUCAAAGUCAAAUUGACUAAAAUUGGGAUGUAGUUGGAAAAUAGUAGAGUGCAAAUAAAGCUCCCUUCAAAUGUGUCAUGUGGGCCGACUCGGCAAUGCCCACUGGGGCUAGUUGACGAGAUGGGCUGGCCCGGUCAGGCCCGUGAACCUCAAAUCAUUAGGCCCAGAGCCCCAGCACUUGGGCUUUAGCAUGUUGGGGCCCAAGGGCCCAGCCUUUUUUAUAAAUUAUGCAGGCCCGCGAACAUCAAAUAUGAGGCCCAGCUCCCCAGCCAGUGAAGAGGUGCUCACCAAACGGGCUGGGCCUGUCUUGGCUGACGGGCUUGAGGCCCGUUUGCCACUUCCACUCCUGGCAUC